Ascochyta rabiei is the source of this 342-nucleotide messenger RNA. RefSeq lists its product as uncharacterized. Bases 1 to 342 code for a protein of 113 amino acids. The transcript is spliced from 3 exons. The record is from RefSeq and is a predicted model, not a curated record. Lineage: Eukaryota; Fungi; Ascomycota; Dothideomycetes; Pleosporales; Didymellaceae.
AUGUUCUUUUUCUUCACAUGCGGGACACACACCUUCAACUCGCAGCUCAAGGGUGCUGAGCACAUCACAGUGCAAUGCCAGAACUGCGGCAACUUCUCCGGUAGAGUGAUGAAGCGAUGGGAAUGGUUUACAUUCUGCUUCGUUCCCCUUAUCCCCUUCUCGCUCAAGCCCUACAAGGAAGUCGGCUGCCACAUCUGCAACUUCUGGCAAGACAUCAAGUACCGACCGGACGUGCAGCAACAGAUGGAUGGAGGAGGAGGCGCAGGACAGCCAGCCGUCAUGAUGCAUGGAGGGAACGGACAACACGGGCCGCCCCCAAGUGGCGUGCCACAGUACAAGUGA